AUCCAUUUGUAUGCUAAAAAUCUGGAUCAAGAUAAGUAUAUAAAUUUAAUUGAUAAGAUGAAUGGAAUAAGUGAACAUGUUGGUUACCCAGUUUUAAUAGCAAGCAAUGAUGAAAUCAUACCUGUCGACCAGCUGGAUAAUGAUAUGCAGAGAGUCGUCAUAUUUGAUGAUUAUGUGUGUGAAAAAGUACAGAAACCCUUGAUAGACUAUUUCAUCCAAGGACGACACAAAAACUGCUCUGUGAUAUAUCUUACACAAUCUUUUUAUGGAUGCCCCAAAGCGAUCAGAUUCAAUUGUAGUCAUUUUUGUCUGUAUGAUUUUCCAUCUUCAAGAGAAAGAAAUUUAAUAUCUCAAGAAUUGGGAAUUAACAAAGAAAUGUAUAUUAAAGCGACCAAUAAACCAUAUUCUUUCUGCUAUGUAGACAAACCAAUGAAAACAGUGAAGAGAAACUUUUAUGGAAAUAUCUAAACUAUUAGUAUAUGGGUAUCUUAAACAACUAUGAAAAGUAUACCGAGAAUGAUUGUAAUGUAAAAGGACAAGCCGGCAGAGAUGGUAUUGGAUUCAAAUUAACAGAUGAUGGUAAUUAUGAUAUUGAUGGAAAACGAUUGACUAAUGUAGCUGACUCAAUUGAUGAUAGUGAUGCGGUCAGUUUAAAAGUAUUAAAGGAACAUACUCAAGUCAGUCAAAAUAAUUAUCAUUUACAAUCGAGUUUUAAAAUAUAUAAAGAGUUUGGUGACAAGAGUCAAUUAACUGUAGGAUCACCACCAAAUACAUCGCCAAACCAUUUUUUUCAAAAUCAUAAAGCACAUAAUGAUGCUUAUAUAAUUGAGAAAGAAGGUUAUGACACCGGUUUUUAUGGGGAAGCAUGGUCUAGUAUAAAAAUGAAAGGUAAUCAAUUAGAGAGCGGAACUUACACAGCCAUUUUUGAAAUAUUUGUCAUUGGUGAUGCUGGUGGUUGAUGAUACAAUAAUUUAUCAAGUCCAUGGUGACAGUCAUUAUACGAUCAUCACAUUCGACAGUGACAAAAUCAAUAGUCAAUAUACUAAAUCAAUUAUUCAAUUCACAACUGAUGGAAGAGCUGGAGUAAAUGAUGGGAUAAAAUUACAAUUAAAAUAUUUUGGUAGUCAGUACAAUAAAAAUAUAAGAUUUCUCUUUUAUUCAAGGGUUGUUAAGGGUAAACAGUCGACAAGUUUCAACCAUAUUAUUUUUAAUGUCAGUGACGUUGUUGAUAAUCAUACGAUUCUCUAUUUUGAGAAUUUAAAUCUCAAUGGUAAUCUUAUUGAUGGUUUAGGUGAUCCUGUCUAUCUGGAUAGUGCUACUAAUAAAAAAUAUGUCGACGUUGCUAUUGCUGAUAAAGAAAGUAAAUCCAAUGUUCAAAAUUAUAUAAAUAAUCUUAAUUUACUUAUUAGACACAAUCUUCCUAUGGAUGGAAGAAGAUCAAUGACUGGAAAUCUUAAUAUGGGAGGAAAUGAAAUAGUUAAUAUAAAACCAUUUGUUGAAGAUGAUGAUAUCCAACCUCAACAAGACAAUCAUGCAAUUACAUUUGGUUAUUUUCACACUGAGAGAGGAGAAUUAAAACGAUUAAUAAAUGAAGUAGGUUAUAAUGCUUUAAACAGAAAGAAUCCAGAUCAAAUGGAAGAUGAUAUUGAUAUGGAAGAUAAUCGAAUAUUAAAUUUAAAUGAGCCA
Pocillopora meandrina is the source of this 1686-nucleotide messenger RNA. The record is from the annotation of a GenBank genome assembly. Lineage: Eukaryota; Metazoa; Cnidaria; Anthozoa; Scleractinia; Pocilloporidae.